GAAACGUCCAUUUGCCAUUUGCCUAUUUCGUUCUUCCCAUGGCCAUGUGUCUAGUGUCUGAAGUGUGACAAGAAGUGUCUCUAGUUUAAGCUUCGAUUAGAAGUUUAGAAGUUAGAAUUCGUUAGAAGAUUCGUUCACGGACUCAGUGAGAGUGUAUAUUGCAAUUUUCUGAAUAGUUACGAAUUUGCGAUUUGAGUUCUUAUCAGCUAGCACGAUGAGAAGGGCAAGGCCAAAGAUAGCCCCCAAUUUGGUGUCGGCGGCCCGUUCGUCUAAAAAUGCCACAGCAAAUAAGGCUUACCAAUCAAACGAAGACGUAGCAUUAGCAUCUCAUGUUGAAACAAAUUCAACUCCAAAGCCAUUAAUUCUUCCUAGUUUGGAACGAAAUGAUGAAGCUACCAGUUCAGAAGAGUCUACCCUGAUCAUAACUCGUCAGCCUGAACCAGUAAAAAUUAUUCCCUUGGAACUCUUGGAAAUGUCACCUUCUGUAGACAAAGAAAAUGUACUACUCACUGUGGUUUCGGAUGAGCUUUCUAGAGAUGGUCAAGCCAGUAGUUCAGUUAAUGAGCCUGGUGUACCUUCCUUUUCCCAUUACAAGUCUAAAAACAGAAUUCGACCAAUCAUUAUCAAUGCACCUCAUCGUAUAAGGACAAUCUCUAGUGCUAGUGAAUCUGAAGAUGAUGCUGCCAAGAAACAGUUGAGGACACAACUCAACUCUCCAGUAAAAAAACCACCGGCCAAAAAAGAUAAUGUUGACACAACAUCUCCAUUGCCACCCAAAGCAUCUACAGAGAAGGGUAAAAGAGGUAAAAACAAAUCUGAUCAAAAGACCCCACUCGGGUUAAAAAAGGCUAUCAUGAAAAGUAAGUUUGCCAGUGGUCCAGUGGAUCGUUCCAAGAUGAUCAUGUUUGAUCUUAUCUACCAUAAUCCAGAUGAGGGUGAGAGACCUCCAAAUGCUUCAGAAAAAUUGAAGAAGCGACUUAAACCUUUUGAGGUCCAAGAGCUGGCAAAAGACCAAGCAGGAAAUGCAGAAACUACCGGAAAUGCCAACUUGGAUGAUAGGCUCGCCGAAGAGGAGGAAAUGAGAAUGAUGGAAGAAAAUCCAGAGAAUUCUGAAAAUGAAGGAGGAAAACAGUCAGAAGAGGAAGAAGAAGCCACCAUGCCAGUACCGCAAGUUCGCCUGGGUCCCGAUGGAGAAAUCCUACUAGACGAGAAAAGUUUGGUAAUUGAUACUAGCGAAACUAAACGUAACAAAAGCCAACUUGCAAACGCUCCAAUAAUCGUUGAAAAUAAUCCCACUAUGGUGAAUUAUGGUUCAUGGCGUAAGAGGCGACGUGCUGACCGUUGGAGCAUGGAAGAAACCUCUCGCUUCUAUCUAGCACUGAAAAUGCUAGGUACCGAUUUCUCAUUGAUGGAACCGCUUUUUCCCGGCCGUGACCGUGUUGAUCUGAAGCGGAAGUUCAAGUCCGAAGAGAAAACGAAUUCUGCCUUGGUUGACAAACAUAUAUCUAACCCGAUACCAUUUGAUAUAACCCAGUUCAGGGAUAAAUCACCAGUAUAUUCUCAAAUAGGAGAGGAUUCGAGCGGCGUGGAAUACGAAAGCCAAGAUAAAUCAAGAAAAGAUGCCACUAAAUCUACGCAGACCACUGACAAAAAGUAUAAGGGGAAAAACAAUAAAAAAGAAAAGGCUUUGAAGAAAACCGUGAGCGUCCAAGAUCAAAAUCCUGAGUCUGAUUCGGAUCAAUUUUCAAUCGCAUCUAUAAGAUCCCCUUAUAAGGAAACUUCAAACAAAGAAUCCGAAGAAGAAAUGGCACCCCCUGCGAAAAAAGGCCGGAAGGGGAAAGCCACCGAAUCUCGAGUGUCUGCAAGAGGUCGAAAGACGAAUAUUGGAUCCCGAUCUGGUAAAAUAACUCGAAGAAAGAAUGUAAAGCCUCUUGAUUCUUAUGACGAAGAACCAGAAAACCCUACUGAGAAUGAUGCUUUAGAACCAGCAAAUUGUUCAAAGGAUGCCAACCCUGCUGCUCCAAAUUCAAAUAAUCCACUCGAGAAUCUACUUAAUUCUCCCCUUGGAAAAUUGGUUUAGAACAAGUCCCUCCAGUUCUUUCAGAAGCCAAUCCCGCUUUUGCUCAAGCUGAACCCGGUAGUUUAGUGUUGGUGGCAGAACCCAAUCCCGGAGAUCCUAACAAUCAAUUGGUCCACGUCUAACGUAUAGCCGAACAACUUGAACCGGUCCCCUAACAAGAUCGAUUUUACCCUUUGAAUUUUGCCCAAUCCUUAAUUAUUAAUUUUAUGUGUGUGUGUAUGUUGUUCCCAUCAAAAAUUGAAUACCUAACUGUUUACUGCUUUUAAGGCCAGUGUGUAAGGAACAAUGUAUAUUUAAACAGAAUUGUUAUUUGAAAAUUUUCACAUUCCACAUAGAAUUGAAGUGCUUAAUCAAUUGUAAUAAUAUGACAUGUAAAAUUACAAGAAACUAAGAAGCUGCACAGAAGAAUCUUCAUAAUUUCGGAUAUGAACUUUUCUGGCAGUGUUCAUUUUCAAACUACUUGAGGAGUCAUUUCUAAAUGUGUUGGUUUUGUCUGAUGUUUCGUUUGCUCACUACUAUGACGACAAUUACAGCCACUGCAACGAGGUAAGGGCAACAAAACAGGUAUCAAAACAUCAGCAGGAUGGCUGACGGGGUACGAGUAACUUGAA
Daphnia pulicaria is the source of this 2691-nucleotide messenger RNA. Its product is annotated as transcription factor TFIIIB component B'' homolog. Gene Ontology annotation, biological process: RNA polymerase III preinitiation complex assembly. Gene Ontology annotation, cellular component: transcription factor TFIIIB complex. Gene Ontology annotation, molecular function: TFIIIC-class transcription factor complex binding. Bases 215 to 2080 code for a protein of 621 amino acids. The transcript is spliced from 6 exons. NCBI's taxonomy places the organism in Eukaryota, Metazoa, Arthropoda, Branchiopoda, Diplostraca, Daphniidae. The record is from RefSeq and is a predicted model, not a curated record.